AAUAAAUUAGAUUAGUAAAAAUAAGUUAAAUUUGGCAAAAUUAAGCCGAUGAGAAAAGACUAUAGCGCCAAGACCACGUGUAUCGAAUCCUUCCUUAUCGUCGUCUUUGACUAACGUUUGACAAAAGUUAAACUCCAAAACAUUUUCCCGCCAAACAACAUACUUCCUAAAUCCCACCCCAAAAUUCAAACAGUUAUUCCUCAUUCAUCAGCAACAAUCAACACGGAAACAGAUAGCAAGCUUGAUUACAAUGGAAGCCAAAGAAGCAGGAUCUUCUGUAGAAUCAAUAAUAGUGUCCUUCAAUACUCGCAUUUCCGAGCUCCAAGAACUCAUCAUUGCUCGAAACAUGUAUCCGGGAAGUGCCGUCGCCGAUCUCACGGCGGUUGAUGCGGCAGUGAAAGCCAUGGAACUUCAAGUUCAAUCUAUUAAGGAUAGAUUACGCGAAGAAACCCUAGCUCUUCCCAAAGCCAAGAAAUUGAUUGAAGCAUCACUUAAGCAGCAGAAAAAGCUGCAGGAAAUGGCAACUCAUGUUCCUUCUCACUUAACCACUAAAACGAUGUCUUCAUUGCCCGACUCUAAUCACCACUUGCAGUCAGAUUCUUCUAAGGAUGACCUAUCGUUGUUGGGUUCGUUGAAGGUUGAAGAGGAGCCGGUUGUUGUGCACAAGGAGAAAAAGGGUCGUGGACCUCCGCCUUUGUGGUACAUUUCUGGAGAUGAGUUGGGAUCUCUAUCGUCCUACAUGAGAGGAAGAUUGACCCUUGAGAAAGUCAAUGCUGCUAUAAAUGAUAUGGCAGCCUAUGCUGAAUCAACUGCACAGCUUAUCUCAGCCCCUAAAAAGAAGUUGCCAGAAAACAUGUGGGAAAGAGCCUUGGAGCUGCGAGAUAUAGCAAUGACUGAAGGAGUUAAAGGAAAACAUUUUUUUCUUGAGAGUGACAUAAAGGGACCUUCCCUGAAGCUUGACAACACUGGAAAAGCAAUACUGACAGUUCUUCGUCACCUAGGUCGUAUAAGUGAGACAAGGGUUGGGCAUCACCGAGUGAUUAUCCUCUCAAGACCUCACUGAAUGAGAUAUGAGGCUCAACAUUCUUAUUAGCGAUUUCGAAGAUGUCAUAUAGAAUACUUCGUUGAAGUUGUGUGUGGUAGAUUAGCAAUCUCCCAUCAGCAAAGUUGGGAGUAAGUUUACCUGUAAGGCUUUACUUGUUUGAUAUUUGUAAUUGUUUGUGUACUGAAUUACAUAACUACUAAAGCUAUUAUAUAAUCCCCACUUUUUAUAAAGUAAGAAAUAAUUGUGGUUAAGAUGCAAAGAGGCUUCCAUUCAAGUUAGCAUUUCAUUGAACUUUUAUGUUUGAAUAUCUUGAAUGUUUAAUGGUCUUGGCAUUAUUCUUUUCAUAUUAAAAAAAAAAAAAAAAGUAAUAAGCUCAUAUAAAGAAAGUUAUGUUCAGAAAGGGAUACCUUAGUGGCUUAGUUAAACUCACAAGUCACAACUGUUUUAUGUUGAUAUAAGUUCAAAUAAGGGCCAAUAAGCUCAGAUA
This is a messenger RNA of Chenopodium quinoa (quinoa), 1532 nucleotides long. RefSeq names its product spindle and kinetochore-associated protein 1 homolog. Gene Ontology annotation, cellular component: spindle microtubule; outer kinetochore; mitotic spindle. Gene Ontology annotation, molecular function: microtubule binding. The record is from RefSeq and is a predicted model, not a curated record. Gene Ontology annotation, biological process: mitotic cell cycle; regulation of microtubule polymerization or depolymerization; chromosome segregation. NCBI's taxonomy places the organism in Eukaryota, Viridiplantae, Streptophyta, Magnoliopsida, Caryophyllales, Amaranthaceae. The transcript has 10 exons. Bases 251 to 1063 code for a protein of 270 amino acids.